Perca fluviatilis (European perch) is the source of this 2359-nucleotide messenger RNA. It is a transcript of the gene casc3, whose product is annotated as casc3 exon junction complex subunit. Gene Ontology annotation, cellular component: exon-exon junction complex. The record is from RefSeq and is a predicted model, not a curated record. Gene Ontology annotation, molecular function: mRNA binding. NCBI's taxonomy places the organism in Eukaryota, Metazoa, Chordata, Actinopteri, Perciformes, Percidae. Gene Ontology annotation, biological process: mRNA processing.
UUCCGGUUCCAACCAUUCGAGACCUAAGAUGGCGGACCGGCGGCGAAGGAGGAGGACGAGGCGCGCGUCCCAGGACAGCGAGGACGACGACGAGUCUGGUUCGGGUUCGGACAACGGGAGGUCAGCCUCCCCGACCACCAAGCCCCGCGUGAGAGACCCAGAGCCGCCCGAGGAGACUACAGCAGCGAUCCGGCCCGAGCCCAAACCCGUUGUGGAGUCCGAGUGUGAGAGUGAAGACGGUGUAGGAGAAGCUGUCCUCUCUGACUACGACAGUGCCGACGCGGAGGAAAACGGCUCCCAUUCAGAGGGAGCGGAGGAGGAAGAGGAGGCGGGGCAAUACAGCGACGAAGAAGCUCCGGCAGCCGCAGCCAGCGAGCCCAAACCCUCUGCCGCCGCUGCUGCAGCCGAUGAACCGACAAAGGUAGAGGGGGAGGAAGAAGAGGAGGAGGAGGGGGAGGUGGUGGAGGAAGAAGAGGGGGAGGAUGAAGAGAAGGAGGCGGAGUCGGAGGAAGGAGGACAGGGUAAAGAGGACAGCAAGGCAGAGGAGAAGGGAAACCUCGCCGGGGAGAGACAGAGCGGCGACGGACAGGAGUCCACAGACGACCCCGAGACGAAGGCGGGGGGCAAACCGGGUCAGAAGCUCGACGACGACGAGGACAGGAAGAACCCGGCCUACAUCCCGAGGAAGGGUCUGUUCUUCGAGCACGAUGUCCGAGGACAUGCUCAGGAGGAGGAGAGACCGAAAGGUCGAAACAGGAAGUUGUGGAAAGACGAGGGUCGCUGGGAGCAUGACCGCUUCAGGGAGGAGGAGCAGGCGCCGAAGAGCCGCGAGGAGCUCAUCGCCAUCUACGGUUACGACAUCCGAAACGGCGGCGGCUCCGGAGACCGACACUACCGGCAGCAGCGCCGGCCGAGACAGAGUACGUCUCCCAGCAGAGACAAGCGGUGGGGAGGCGGAGAGCGGCCAGUCCGGUCCUGGCAGCAGAGCGGCACUCCGAACCGAGGAGGCGCGCCGCCCCCAUCCAACCCGCCGUCCUCCGCGCCCCCCUCGUCUCUGCCCCUCUCCUCUCAGCGCAGCGGCAAUCCGUCCCGGCCGCCUCCCUUCCGCAGCCGACCCUCCCACCACAAUCAAAUGCACCCCGCGCCUCAGUCUCAGUACAGGAACAGCGAAUCGAACGCUCCCCAGGUGCACCCCAGGGAACGACAGGGCCCCAAAGCUCAGUCUGACCCGGCGGGAGACAGGGGCGUGGGCAGCAGGGGCAGCGGGGGCAGGGGCCCCUCCGUGGUCGUUGAGGAUAUUACGUUCAGCCACGGCGGCGUUCGGGAACAGGACCCAGGUGUCGCCACAGCGGCGGCGUCCCAGUCUGCGUCUCCGAGACGGCAGCAGCAGGACCAACGCAGCAGCGCCGACAGAUCUGCGUCCGGAUUGGAGCAUCCCGCCUCCGACGCCUCGUCGCAGGCGCCCUCGGCCAACCAGGACAUCUCUCCGCCUGCCGAGCGGCCGGCGAUGGAGCGUAAGUCUUACUCGCUGGCUCGCAGGACUCGCUCUCGGCCCGCCGACCUGGGCAGCAAGCAGCCGUCCGUGGAGGAGUCGGGAGCCGCCGCCGCCUCCCCAUCCCCCGGCAGCGUGGGAGGGAAGAGCUGGGCGGGCGACGGACCGAGCCAGACGGGGGUCACGGGAGGGCUGGCGGAGAUGGACCAGAACUUGGCUCGACUCAGUCUGGCGGGACAGAGCUGGAGCCAGAGCCCGACGUCCUACAUCCGCACGGAGAUGAAAGGCCUGCCCAAUGCCAUGCACAUCCCCGGCGGCCCGCCCCCCUUCUCCGCCAUGGAGGAGAUGGGCGUCGGCUCCAAUCGAGCCAAGCGCUACUCGUCCCAACGGCAGAGAGCCGUGCCAGAGCCGGCGCCACCGCCCAUGCACCUGGGAGUGAUGGAGGGACACUACUACGAACCCAUGUCGUACCAGGGACCAAUCUAUGCCCACGGGGACGGCCCCGCCCCCAUCCCGCCACAAGGCAUGCUGGUCCAGCCAGAGAUGCACAUCCCCCACCCCGGUCUCCAUCCCCACCAAUCAGGCGGCCCCAUCGCUAACCCCCCGCUCUACGGCGGCCCGCCUGUUUCGCUGUCGCCAGGGCAACCGCAGCAGCUGCUGCCGCCGCCGUUCUACCCUCCGCCAGGCGUCAUGACCUUCCCUUACCCCACCAUGUACCCGACUCCACAGGGUCAGGCCCAGGUGACCUGAGGCGUGACGUAUUACGCACGAAUACAUCGCAGCAGGCUCAGCCCAAGCCUUUCACCCCGCACCUCCCAGCCCGUCACCAUCAAGCCCCCUCCGGAGUUGCACUUCGCCACAGAGUGA